UCGAGGUGCCUGGGAGCCGCUGGAAGUAAGGGGCUGUUCGGCUGGCUGCUCAGCUCGGCUCCAGGUGCGGACUAUGAAGGUAUCCAUACAGGCUGUGGCAGUGUGGGGGAAAAUAGCUCCCUCUCAUAGCAUUACUGCUAUCAUGAUUACAGAUGACCAGCAGACUAUAGUUACGGGAAGUCAAGAAGGACAAAUAUGUCUCUGGGAUCUUUCACCAGAAUUAAAGAUUUCACCUAAAGAAAUUCUUUUUGGCCAUGCUGCUUCUGUAACUUGUUUGGCAAAAGCAAGAGAGUUUGAGAAACAGCCAUAUGUAGUAAGUGCUACUGAAAACGGGGAGAUGUGUGUUUGGAAUGUCACUAGUGGACAGUGCAUUGAGAACGCAAAGCUUCCUUAUAGGCAUACAGCAAUCUGUUAUUACCAUUGCUCAUUCCGAAUGACAGGUGAAGGCUGGCUUCUUUGUUGUGGAGAAUAUCAAGAUGUUCUUAUUAUUGAUGCUAGAACUUUGAGUAUUCUUCACACUUUAUCAUCAUCUGAGUCUUCUGAUUGGAUAAAUUGCAUGUGUAUUGUACACUCAGCAAGAAUUCAAGAAGACUCAUUGGUUGCAGUGUCUGUAACUGGGGUUCUUAAAGUGUGGGACCUGUCUUCAUCUUUGAAUAGCAUACAGGAGAGACAAAGUGUGUGUGAAAAGGAAUCAAAACCUCUGGACUGUGUAAGCUGUCAAGCGGUACGGUUUUGUACUUAUACAGAAAGACUCCUUCUAAUCGUGUCCUCCACAUGCUGGCAGGUUUACGAUUAUUGUGAUUUCUCCUUGCUUUGUACUGAGUUCUCUAAAAGUGGUCAGUUCUUUGCUGGUGGAGAAGUACUAGCAGCUUACAGACUUAUCAUCUGGACAGAAGACGGCCACAGUUACAUCUACCAGCUGCUAAACAGCAGACUUUCUAAAAGCAUGUAUCCUACUGAAGGCAAGGUGCUGAAAGAAACUGUCUGUCCUCAUUUACUCUGCUUUACUGGUGUGAAGGAAAAUAAGAGUUUUCCUUUUGUCAUGGGCUUUGUGAAUGAAAGAAAGGAGCCUUUCUAUAAGGUUCUCUUUUCUGGUGAAGCUUCAGGAAGGCUCAAUUUGUGGCAUGUUCCUGAUGUUCCUGUGUCAACAUAUGAUGGUUCACCAAAAGAGAUCCCAAUUACAGCAACGUGGGCUCUUCAGGAUAGUUUUGAUCAACAUUGUUCAAUGCCAGAGGGCAUUAUCGAUCAUCUUUGUGCAUCUAACGAUGGGAUUGCAAGUGCAGUUGUCAGUUCCUCUGUGUAUAUAUCAAGUCUUGAUAAGCUUGUGUGUGGAUGUGAAGAUGGGAAAAUUUUUGUUACACUAGGUUUAAAAACUGCAGUAGCAAGACUUCUAGAAAACAUAUCUUUGAAAGAUUAUCUACUUUAUAAGGUUCUGAAUGGUCAUAGUAGCAGAGUCACUAGUUUACUUUAUCCACAUGAUGAAUCAGUAAGAUUUGAUCCAAGCUGGCUGUUAUCAGGGGGCCAGGAUUCUGUUGUGAUCUGCUGGGAUAUAUUUACUGGAAGCAUUUUACACCGAUUUAGUCUGCAGUCUGGUCCAGUGACACAGCUCUUGCGAUCUCCAGAAAGCUACAGAUUAAAAGACCACAGCAUAGUGUGCUGUGUUUGCAGUGAUCAUUCAGUAGCAAUUCUACACCUUCAGAAGAGAGUAUGUCUCUUGCAUGCCAGAAAGCAUCUCUUUCCUGUGAAGAAGAUAAAAUUUGAUCCUGUUGAAAAUCUGCUAAUUGUUGGAUGUGAAGAUGAUUCAGUUUAUAUUUGGGAAAUUGAAACAGGCACACUGGAAAGACAUGAAACAGGUGAAACAGCAAAAGCAAUUCUUACUUCCAUUGAAGAUUCAGAAUACCUAGUGGCAGAUGCUCUACUUCCUGUAUCUCAAGAUUCAAAAAGAAAUAAAAGUACUGGAUACAAACAUUCUAGCUCUUAUAAGCAUGGCAUGGUGUCUGGUAGCUCUACUCAUAGAGAAAAGUCUUCAGAUAAGUUAACUGAUACCAGCUACAUGCAACAGCCCUUUACUAUUUUACCAGUUAAGACAAAAUGGAAUGAUGCAAACUUUCAUGUUCUCUUUUUUGACCUGGAAAAACUUGAGGAACUUCUGCUGUCAUCUCAACUCAAUGGAUUAAAGUCAUCAAAUUCAUUCCCCAACUAUGACACUCUAGAAAGAGCCAAAAGUACUGCUGAGAAAAGAGCACUGACAUUAAAAAGAAAUAAAACUACUGGCUUCAUAUCUCCAGUGGAUGGAUACGUAGAUACUGUUUGUUCAAACCAGGUCUGUAGGGAUAAUAAUGCAGCUAGGCCUUUGGAAGAAAGUGGUGGGACAAAAAGGCAGAAAAAAAUGAAGAGUUCAAGAAAGAUUAGAAUGCAGCCAUCAGGAAACAUUGAUGUGAACGUCACCAUUGAUACAGCUAAACUGCUUUUGUCGUGUCUUUUACCAUGGGGUAUAGAUAAAGAAAUAGACAAUUUUUGUGUUCAGCACUUGGAUAUCUUGAGGCUUCAGCAUCCUGUUUCUGUUGGACUUGUGUCAAAUGAAAACCAUCUAUCACUAAUGUUUCCAGGAUGGAAACGUACAGAUUGUGGUGGGCUAGAAGAACAUGUAGUAACCAACUUGUUUUCAAAAAGAGUGCUUGGUUUAUCGAACAAGUACCUUGCUGCAAUUGAAAGACAGAUUGGAACAAAGGAUGGACCUGAAAAUAAUAUUUUUAUAACAAAAGGACUGGAAACAAUUUCCUUCUUAUUUAGCAGAAUAGCUUUAAUCAUCAGAAUAAUUAACAUAUCUUCAGCAGUUACAGGUGAAAUUGAAAGGCCACAGAAAUCAGAAUCUGUACAUGAAAAAUUGCAAAAUAUAGAAGCAGUAAUACCUUCAUUCUUCAGUUUUUAUGAAGAGUUGCCAAGCAGUAAAAGCAGAUACCAUUCCCCAGACUUUGGGAGUGUUUCGUUGCUGAAACUAAUUUGCUGUUGGAAGGACCAAUCUAUAAAGAUUCCUGUAGCAAUGCAAGCAGUGCUGUUGGCAGAAGUUCAAAGGACUAUGAAUACCUUGAGAAAGAUGGCAAUCUGCAGAGAGCCAUUGGGCGUAGUAGAGAAUGGAAGUGUCAGUGUGCUGAAGCAUGACAAGAGCUCAAACUCGGCAAACUUCCAAGAUGUGGAGGAUACACCUGACAGAUGUGUCUUAGAUGAGUCUGAGAAUCUAGAUGACACGAAACCACAUCCCUGGAUAUCUAAGGUGUGCUCUUGCAAGUUGUGUUAGAAAACUCUGCUUAGCUGAAAGAAUUAGAAGAUCAAGAAAAGACAAGAAAUGGGAGAUACGUCGUGUGGACAUGAAAUGGUUUUUGUGUAUUGUAUACUUUUAACUCAUUUUCAAAACAAGAGCCGUAAUAUCAGCUUUUUGCUGAUUUAUUAGCUUUAAUUCACAUUUCCAUCACCAAUAGAUUUACAUUUAUUCCAUUUAGGUAAUUCUAACAGA
Messenger RNA from Colius striatus (speckled mousebird), 3514 nucleotides. RefSeq names its product WD repeat domain 72 (gene WDR72). Gene Ontology annotation, biological process: protein localization to plasma membrane. Gene Ontology annotation, molecular function: protein binding. Gene Ontology annotation, cellular component: cytoplasm. Bases 74 to 3298 code for a protein of 1074 amino acids. The record is from RefSeq and is a predicted model, not a curated record. The transcript is spliced from 20 exons. NCBI's taxonomy places the organism in Eukaryota, Metazoa, Chordata, Aves, Coliiformes, Coliidae.